Molecule: messenger RNA, 247 nt
Organism: Racocetra persica
Lineage: Eukaryota; Fungi; Glomeromycota; Glomeromycetes; Diversisporales; Gigasporaceae
Source: the annotation of a GenBank genome assembly
GACACAUUUCACCCUACAACAUCUACACGUAAUUUUUUCUCAUUACUGGACUCUGUUGGUAUACCUUCAGUGCAACUUAAAAUUUAUGAGGAUCUCAAACAUAUUAGUCCUUGCAUUGAUCUAAUUGUACCAACAAGAAGAUUAUGUGCGCAUUUAUUAGAUGAUAUUAGAGAAUGUUGUGAAAACGGUAGGCCAGUUAUGAUGAAUGAAGGUGAAGAGGAAUUAAUACAUGAUGGUUAUAAUCGUC